Molecule: messenger RNA, 1145 nt
Organism: Chenopodium quinoa (quinoa)
Lineage: Eukaryota; Viridiplantae; Streptophyta; Magnoliopsida; Caryophyllales; Amaranthaceae
Exons: 1
Coding region: 175-861 (228 amino acids)
Source: RefSeq, a predicted model, not a curated record
GACCUAUAAUUAUAAAUUACUGAUAUACGAUCUUAAUUUUGUUUGCCAAAGCAAAGGAUUCUUGUGUCGGCCAGCUAAUUACUCAUUUUAGUAUUUAACUCAAAACCUUCUCAUUUCCUCCUUUCAUUUUCAUCCUACAACACUUUCAUACACAUUUUUCUCACCCAAAAAAAAAUGGGAAAUUGCGCGUGUGCAAUCAAAGAUUACUACACCAACACCACCACCUCAACACCAGUUUAUCACCACCGUCGACAACGUCGUCUCGAGGCCGAAGCCACGAAGACAACAGAGCAAAAAACCAUGAUUAAGGUUGUUACAACAACAGGCGGAAUCAUGGAAUUGUAUUCACCAAUUACAGUUGAACAAAUAACCUCAGAGUUUCCAAACCACGGAAUAUUCCUUAACCCGAACCCUGCCUCCAACCCUCCUAUGUUACACAAUGACAACCUCUGCCCCGGUCAACUUUACUACCUCCUCCCUCUUAACCUCCCCUCCUCUGUCGCGACAGAGACCGACACAAGUAACUAUAACGUAUCCACACCGUACAGAAUGUCAGUCGAUACGACAGGUACAAGAGUAGUGUACAAGAAUCAACCAGACACGGAUGUUGUCCCAAGGAAUGAUAACGGUUCCGGUGUUUGGAAGGUAAGGUUGGUUAUAAACCCGGAGCAUUUGUCUGAGAUUUUGUCUCAAGAUAACAAAACUCAGCAAUUGAUCGAAAGUGUUAGGACCGUUGCUAAGUGUGGCAGUGGGAAUGCAACCAAUGGUGGUGCUAAAACGUCGUCGUCGCUGUCGUUGUCGUCGUCUGCCGGGAGUUCAAGCACCCCUAAUAAUUCCGAUCAAUGUAGUGUGUCUAGUUGAAUUGUAUACAUGACAUGAUCUCUAAUUUUAAUAUUGAUUCAUAUUAUGUAGGAGGUCUGUCUAUGUCAAAUGGUUAGAUGUUAGGAAAAUUAAUACAUACAACAUUACUACUAUUAAUUUUGUAGUAAUUAUUAUUUAAUUUGAUUUAUGGAUUUACAUGUACUUUUAAAAAGGAUUUUUUUUAUACAAUUGAAAGCAUAGAAGAAUCAUGGCGAGUUCGUAUGAUAUUGAUAUUGUAUUUUGUAUAGGUAUGUGACAAUUAAAUUCAAAAGAGAAAAAUUAAU